Moesziomyces aphidis is the source of this 1446-nucleotide messenger RNA. The record is from the annotation of a GenBank genome assembly. NCBI's taxonomy places the organism in Eukaryota, Fungi, Basidiomycota, Ustilaginomycetes, Ustilaginales, Ustilaginaceae.
AUGCCCUCCCCGUACGAACCACGAUCGCCACGCACCGGUGCCGCUUACGAGCGUGUCGCCUCCAACACCUACGACAACAGCAUGUCGCAGCAAUAUCCCCAGCACCAGUAUCCGCAGCAGUAUCCCCAGUACUACCAGCGUCAGCAGUAUCCCGAGGAGCCCUACGAUGCUCCCACCCCAGCGCUGGCCGCUGACAGCUACUCGCCCGAGUACAGCAUGGAGGACAUGCGCAAGCCCCAAUCCAACCGCUACUCGAUCUCCUCCCAGCCAAGGGACUAUGCCGACCCGGACGCAGGUUGGGUCGAAAAGCGAUCCUCGGGCGUUCCCAUCACCACCUACGCCACCACCUCCGACCCCGUCGGCCAUCGCCGCAAGAAGAUCUGGACCAUCACCGGCGCCGUCAUCGCCGUCAUUCUCAUCAUCGGCGUCGUCGUCGGCAUCGUCGUAGCCAAGCACAAGAACUCCAACGCCAGCGCUUCGUCCUCUUCCUCCAAAACCAACAGCAACAUCUCGAGCGACCCGUCCAAAUUCAAAAAGGACACGGCGCUGCACAACAGCUUCUGGGGAAUGUGCUACACGCCCUUCAACUCGCAGUACCAGUACGGCUGUGGUGUCGACCUCGCCUCGGUCAUCGAGGACGUACAGACGCUCUCCCAGCUCACCUCGCGCGUGCGUCUGUACGGCGCAGACUGCAACGUCACCGCGCUCAUGCUCGAUGCCAUCCAGCGCACCAAGACCAACCUCACCAUCUACCCGGCCAUCUACCUCGACCAGUCCGACCCCAACGACGCCGCCUGGACCCGCCAGGUGGACAACAUCACCUUUGCCCUCGACAGCUUUGGCACCGACCACAUUGGCGGCAUCUCGGUCGGCAACGAGUACCUCCUCAACGGCGGCUCGGCGGCUAACCUGGUGGCGUACGUGCAGAGGUUCCGCACGCUCGCCGCGUCCAAGAGCUGGUCCUUCCCCGUCGGCACGGGCGAUGCCGGCAGCAUGUUUACCGCCACGGUUGCUGCCGGUGUCGACUACUUUAUGGCCAACGUGCAUGCGUGGUUUGCGGGCACUCUGGUCCAGGAUGGUCCCGGCUGGACGUACGAGUACUUUGAAACCAACGAUGCGGCGGUUGCCGAGGCUGCACCCAACAAGCCGGCGGCGUACAUUGCCGAGACCGGUUGGCCUUCCGGUGCCAACACUACACAGGCGGAAACGUACGUGAACGAGAAUGGUCAGGUGACGGGCGCCAAGGCGGGCGUGGCGGAACUGCAGACGUUCCUGGAUGGCUAUGUCUGCGACGCCAACAAGAACGGCACGGGUUACUUUUGGUUCGAGCUGUACGACGAGGUGUGGAAGGACGCUCUGUACGGAGGCGUCGAGGCCCACUGGGGUUUGUUCGACAAGGAUAAGAAGCUCAAGCAGAUCACCAUCCCGAACUGCAGUCACAACUAG